AUGGUGCUGACGGAUCCUGAUCUUGUUGCUGUUGUAAACGCCAUGCUCGUGUCUCGCCAGGUCUUCCAGCGAAUCCUUUCCUAUCUGACAUAUCGUGUCGCCACAUCCUUGCACCUUGUGUGCUUCUUCUUUUUUGCGUGCUUUGCGCUGACGCCCCGCGACUACGGUAGCGAGGAUCCUGACUUCCAGUUCUUCCAUCUGCCCGUGCUGAUGUUCAUGCUUAUCACGCUGCUGAAUGACGGUUGCUUGAUGACGAUCGGCUACGACCGUGUUUUACCGGUCCCACUACCUGAGCAGUGGAAUCUUCGUUAUACGUUUGCGGGCGCUAUCAUUCUAGCAGCUGUUGCAUGUGGUUCAUCGCUUCUGUUGCUCUGGAUAGCUCUGGAGGCGUGGAGCGAUUCGUCGUACCCGGAUUCGUGGUUCCAUGAACUGGGUGUCCCUCAAUUGAAGCAGGGUAAGGUGGUGACGCUGCUGUACCUUAAGAUAUCUAUUUUUGACCUCUUGACACUGUUCUCUUCGCGAACGGGAGGCCGGUUCUUCUUCACGAUGGCUCCUGGUCUUGUGCUUCUGAUCGGUGCGAUUAUCUCUCUGUUUGUGUCGUCUAUGGCGGCUUCGUUCUGGCACGAGUCAAGGCCUGAUGGUCUCCUGACGGAGGGCCUUGCGUGGGGUAGUGCAAGUUACGAAAAGCUUCUGCCGUUGUGGGUGUGGAUCUACUGCGUCGUGUGGUGGAUUAUUCAGGAGAUUGUGAAAGUAGUCCUGCACGUGAUUAUGCAGGCCGUUGAUCUAUUCGGAUGUGUUUCAGAGGCGUAUGGCGGAAAGGUCAUUGAACAGUACGUGGAGGAGGAGGAGGAGACUCGGCAGCUGGUGAGGCGUCCGUACCAAAUGACCCCUGUGGAUGCUCCUAUUGACGCGGAUGAUAUGGGACCCGACGAAAAUGGUCACUUUUCACCUGUGGAUGUAUUCACUCCGCGUCUGGGUGAUGGCCCGUCUUCCGUUGACGUGUACUUCACAGUACCGAGAAAAGUAAAAUAG
Trypanosoma grayi is the source of this 1032-nucleotide messenger RNA. RefSeq names its product proton motive ATPase 1. Gene Ontology annotation, cellular component: plasma membrane. The record is from RefSeq and is a predicted model, not a curated record. Gene Ontology annotation, biological process: proton transmembrane transport; regulation of intracellular pH. NCBI's taxonomy places the organism in Eukaryota, Euglenozoa, Kinetoplastea, Trypanosomatida, Trypanosomatidae. The coding region runs from base 1 to 1032 and encodes 343 amino acids. The transcript has a single exon. Gene Ontology annotation, molecular function: P-type proton-exporting transporter activity.